Molecule: messenger RNA, 1584 nt
Organism: Lathyrus oleraceus (garden pea)
Lineage: Eukaryota; Viridiplantae; Streptophyta; Magnoliopsida; Fabales; Fabaceae
Exons: 2
Coding region: 1-1584 (527 amino acids)
Molecular function (GO): nucleic acid binding; zinc ion binding
Source: RefSeq, a predicted model, not a curated record
AUGUCAGUAGCUGUGUAUGCUGAGAAGUUCGAAGAUAUGGCUGAGUAUUCUAGACAAGACCCGUACGCACCUGAUAGGAGGUGGAUGAUUGAUCAGUUUCUUUUUGGUCUGAGGGGUGAAAUUUAUCAUAGUGUUUCUCAAAGGGAAUUCACUUCUUAUGCUGAACUAUUAAGACAAUGUUAUGUGGCUGAGAACAGUUUGAAGAAGGUUCAAGAAGAAAGGGAUCAGUACAGGAGUGGGCAGAGAGACCAAGGAAGGCCAGGAAGCCAGUUUAGGCCUAGAUCUCAGGCUUUCAAGGGAAAACAGGUGCAACAUGCAAGACCUAACCAACCUCCUCAAUGUCAAGCAUGUAAGAAGUGUCAUUUUGGAAAAUGUGAUGUACGUGAAAUUAGGUGUUUUACUUGUCAGAUAGAGGGGCACAUGUCUAGGGAAUGCCCUCAGAAUAAGAAUCAAAUGCAGGGGAGGAGUACCAGUCGAGUUUAUACCUUAGAUGCAAGGAAGGCUAAGAGAAACAAUGCCUUAAUUGCUGCAAUUCCCUUGUCUCCUCCUAUGGUGGUUACUACCGCCAUGGAUGAUGUGGUUGAGACACCAUUGAUUUGUGAAAAUUGUUCAAUCUCGGUGAAUGGUAGAAUUUUUCAAAUUUAUCUUAUUUGUUUACUACUUAAGAAGGUUAUUGUGGUUUUGGGGAUGGAUUGGCUUUCCGCCAACUCGGUGUUUAUUGGUUGUGAAGAGAAGUUGAUUAUCAUUCCAUCUAGUGAAGCUACUCCAAAGGAUGUGCUAACUACAAUCUUGGAAGGUACGGUUGGCAUGGUUAAUUUCUUAUUUGAGAAUGAAAAGUCAGUUCUCUUGGUUCUUAUCAAGGAGCCUAGCGAUAAUCCGAGUGUUACACAAAUCCCUAUUGUUUGUGAAUUUCCGGAUGUUUUUCUUGAAGAUGUCACCUCUCUUCCUUCUGAAAGGGAAGUGGAAUUCUCUAUUGAUCUGAUACCUGGGACGGCUCCAAUCUCCGUCUCUCCGUAUCGCAUCGCGCCACUAGAGUUGAGAGAGUUGACGAAUCAAUUGGAAGAGUUGUUAACCAAGCAUUUUAUCAAACCUAGUGUCUCACCAUGGGGAGCUCCAGUGUUAUUGGUAAAGAAGAAGGACGGUAGUAUGCGGUUGUGUAUUGAUUAUCACCAGUUGAAUAAAGUUACCAAUAAGAACAAGUACCCUCUGAUAAGGAUAGAAGAUUUGUUAGACCAGUGGAAAGGAGCCUGUGUGUUCUCGAAGAUUGAUUUACGAUCGGGCUAUCAUCAAAUAAGAAUUAAGAGUUCGGAUGUGCCAAAGACCGCAUUUAGAACCCGAUAUGGCCAUUAUGAGUUCCUUGUAAUGCCGUUUGGUGUAACGAAUGCCCCAGUUGUUUUAUUGGACUAUAUGAAUCGGAUAUUCCAACUCUACUUGGACCAGUUUGUGGUGAUCUUUAUUGAUGACAUUCUUAUUUAUUCUCGUACUCCUCAAGAGCACGGAGAACACUUAAGGAUUGUUCUAUCAGUACUGCAAGAGAAACAAUUGUUUUCCAAGUUAAGUAAGUGUGAAUUUUGGAUGAACUAA